GACUCCUGGGUCCAGGAUUCCAGGGCGGGGCGGGGCCCAGAAGCAAGACGGCUGGGGGGCGGGGCGGCCGGCGGGCUCCCGGAAGUGACGUACGACGUCGCUGUGCGUGCGUGCGGCUGCGUUGGGCUGCAGGAGAAGAUGGCGGUCUCCACAGGAGUUAAAGUUCCUCGUAAUUUUCGCUUGUUGGAAGAACUUGAAGAAGGACAGAAAGGAGUAGGCGAUGGUACUGUUAGCUGGGGCCUUGAAGAUGAUGAAGAUAUGACACUUACAAGGUGGACAGGCAUGAUUAUUGGGCCACCAAGGACAAAUUAUGAAAACAGAAUAUAUAGCCUGAAAGUAGAAUGUGGACCUAAAUACCCAGAAGCUCCUCCAUCAGUUAGAUUUGUAACAAAAAUUAAUAUGAAUGGAAUAAAUAAUUCCAGUGGAAUGGUGGAUGCACGGAGCAUACCAGUGUUAGCAAAAUGGCAAAAUUCAUAUAGCAUUAAAGUUGUACUUCAAGAGCUAAGACGUCUAAUGAUGUCCAAAGAAAAUAUGAAGCUUCCACAGCCUCCAGAAGGACAAACAUACAAUAAUUAAUUUUAGUGGAUCUCAAACUUGUCUUAAAUCAACAACCUUCUACUCAUGUUAAUGUCUUGAUUAAGUAUCACAAUGCAGAAUUCCCACACAUUAAGUAAAAGAAUUCCAGCUGGUAAACAUGACCCGGACGUUUGUAAGAAUGUAGUUAAUGUAUGUACACCCAUUAUGUUUUUAGGUAACAGGAGGAAAAAUGCAGCACAAUUCUUUUUUCUCUUAUCAAGGCACUGUCCUUUAAGCAUAAACCUGGAGUAUAAUAUUGCUGUUUUCAGGUUUACAAGAUGAAAGCAUGGCAAGAAGUGUCAAAUUGCUAUGGAAGGAUAUGUGUGUCUGAAAACUAGUUUCAAGAAGGAAAACCAUAAAUGGCAUGUUUUAUCUACUUGCUUAGUGAAAGAUCUGCAAUUUAUUGUUUAAAGUAGCAGGUACAAUGAAUAUUGUUGCAAAUUGUAUUAAUUUUUGAAGCAUUGUGGGUGCUGACUACUAGUAGUAUCAAAAAUAUGUUCAGGAUUGUUUUGAUACCUGUAUUUAUAAUAAAAACAAGUUGGGAGGUGUCAAUGAAUUUCUGUUAGAAGCCGUUCCUGUGUGUUACAUGUAACAGACAUGGUAAAUAUUUGUUUACAUUCUUUGUUUAACAAACCAUGCAUUUAAGUUUAAGUGAAAACAACAAUAAGGAAAUAGGUGUAUGGAUAUGUGAUUUUGAGAUUAAAGUUAGUCUUAAAAUGUAAAUAAAAUGUGGAAAGUGUCCUCAGAGACUGUGCCAUUUCUAUUAUAUUGAUGUAAUAUAUGUAUAUCACUUUGCAGAGGUAGCAAAACCAGAAUUGUAGCUUUUCAUUAUACAGACUUUUAUUAUUUAUCCUAUUUUGUAUAAUUCUUAUGAAUUGGAAUUUUGUAGAGUAUUUAAGAGAACAAAUUACCUAAUUAGUUUAAUUUCUUCUUUGGAGGAGGACAAUCCCGGCUAUUAUAUUUUGAGUUAACUUCACCAGAAAUAUUAAAAAGAUGUUUGAUUCUAAGCACUUCUUAUACACCUGUAGAUUGCAAAUUAUCCACAUAUACAUUCCAUUUUUGCUUGUAACAUCUUUUUUUCUUUAUUUUUCUGUGAAGCUUCAGGAACUUAAUAGAUGGAACUAAUUUGUGACAUUUCCCCCAAUUAAUGCUUUUAACACUAGGAUUAAUUUUACCUGUCCUACUCAGCCUCUGCUCUAGCAAAUACAUAAUUAUGAAGUUGAAAGUUCAUUAUGUUCUUUUUUUAUCAAAGUGACUUGAGGCUUUAGGCCACUGUUUUUCACUUCAAACAAAGGACUGAGUCUACUACUUUGUUGAAAAUACUGUUUUAUAUAUAUUCAUUGAAGAAAAUAGAGAGGUGAUCAGUAAAGUCUCCUUUAAUUUUGGAAAGUGUAAUUAUUUGUCUCAUACUUCACCCCAAUAUAUGGAAACCAAAACAAGGAUAGUCAAAAUAUCAAGUUAGAUAUUCAGACAUUUUACAUAUAAAGUAAAGGGGAAAGCAAUCAACCUUAGUUAUAUAUGAAAAUGUUUUAAGUUACUUUUAUAGCUCUACAAGGACACAUUUCUCUAACAUACCCUUGACAUGUUCUUAUCAAGCUCAUUCAAAGUUGAAGCUUUGAGUUAACCUUUUCUUGGUUAAUAGUACGUAAAAGUCAGUGACAUUUUGUCUAAACUUAGGAAUUUCAACAUGGCUAUUCUAUUUUAGGUUAUCAAAGAUGUUUAAAAUGCUUUAAAGUGACACAUAGAGAACAUACACAUACAAAUUAAAAAGUACAUGUGUAAUUUAUUAAAAUGUAAUUAUUAUUGAAAUGAACUAUUAUUUGAAAUACAUUCUGAAAAAUAUUAAAUGACUGAAGGAGAUGAAGUUGAAUUACGUUGAUACUAUAUAAAAGCCUGAUGGUAACAGGCAGUCUGAAUCAGGUUCUUCUAAUGACUUCUUUCCCACCUUGAAAACCUAUGUGGUCAUACGUGGAAACUGGUAACAUUUGAAUGCUAAGUGAUCUGUAUAUUGGUGGGCUGAGAAUUGGAAUACCUUAACCUCUUGUCUUUUUUUCCCCUCAACCAGCACUGUGAAAGUUGUUUUUCCCCUCAUCUGUAUGUUGCCUUAAUUGGCCCUAUGUUUAUUUCCCCGUUUUGCUUUUGGGACUACAAAACUCUACAGAAAUCUGCAUGCCAAGUAGUCAGUUUUCAAAGCAGAGUCCAUUUUGCAUGUCACAAUCAAGGUUUAUAUGGCAAUCUAGGACACAUUGAUUAAUUAUAGGAGGGGGUAAGAUAGAAGUAACAAUCUAAGACAGCAGUUUUGAAGCAACUUUUCUUUUAUCUCUUUUCUAAAGUGAUUAAGGUUGUAGGAGUGUGUGGUUUAACUUUUUAAAUGAAUUGUAAAAUUGACUUAGAUAUUUGUUUAGUUAGCAGGUGAAACCCUUGAGGAUGAUCAUAUAUUAAUAAAAGUUUACAAAAAUAAAAUUCUUGUCCUAUUA
Messenger RNA from Choloepus didactylus (southern two-toed sloth), 3053 nucleotides. RefSeq names its product ubiquitin conjugating enzyme E2 V2 (gene UBE2V2). Gene Ontology annotation, biological process: DNA damage tolerance; protein K63-linked ubiquitination. The coding region runs from base 139 to 576 and encodes 145 amino acids. The record is from RefSeq and is a predicted model, not a curated record. Gene Ontology annotation, cellular component: nucleus. Lineage: Eukaryota; Metazoa; Chordata; Mammalia; Pilosa; Megalonychidae. The transcript has 4 exons.